UGUCUAUAUCACCAUCGACCUUGGCGCCUGCUGUGACCUACAUCAGCUGUGUCUGCCUGUAUCGCCUGUCUCAGCACGCCUGGAUCAGCACGGUCUCAUUUUUCCUAGGAAAGUUUUACGAAUUCGCCAGUCCUGCAGAUGUUAAUGGAUUCCUAUGAUUACGUCAACGCUCGCCGAUCCUGCAAUACAGGUGCAACUUGAGUUUGGAAAGUUUACUCCUGUUAAAAGAAGGUAACACGAAUUUUACAUUAUAUAACGUUUUAUGGUGAUGAGAUAUAUAUAUACAAUGUGACUGUGUUAUGGUAUGAAUGAUGAAAAGUCUAUACUGAUAUGACUGAGUAAUGGCAUGAAUUAUGAGAUGCUUAUACCAUAUGACUAUGUUCUUGUAUGAAUGAUGUAAUGUCUAUACAAUGUUAUUAUUCAGUUGUGAAAUGGUUAAAACACGUUUUAAACCAAAAAAAAUUUGGUUUUAGUCCUAACCAUCUCUUUAGUUGGUUAUAAUUCACAUGUAUCGUUAUUUGAUGUGAUUAAUUUAUAUUGAUGUGAUGUAAUUAUUUUUUUUAAAUUCCGGAAUAUAGUAUUUUAGUAAACAUAUGGCCGAUGUGUAAGGAGUUAUGUUAUAUACGCAUAAUGCAAGGAUGUUGCGUUAAGUUUUACUUAAGUUAAUAUAUAUAUUCGCAACGACUUUUAUUUGAGAAAAAAAAAAGUUAUUUUAAAAAAUGAAUUCUUUUGUUCAAAUUUUUGGAAUGAGAUGACAGUAAUCUAGUAGUUUAUGAGAAAUAGUGUGUAAGUUGUAAGGAAAUUAGUUCCACCUUUGAGAUGCAAGCACCUAAAUAAUAUCAGCACAUAAGUAACACCCUUAUUAAAACCAAAUUAUGGUAUGUAUGUGAGCUUCGGUAGAUGUCUUCUCUGGCGCAUUGGGACGCAGGAGUGGCGAUGAGGAGUAGGUCCCUUCAAUGUUUUAGAGUAGGGAUCCGCAAUCCACGGCAUGCAUGCCAGACUUGGCACGUAGAGCUUCAUAGUCCAAAGCAAACAGAACAAUAAAUAACUUUAAAAUAUGCAUGUUAUAAAGUGACGUUAUAUCUUUUCGGCACACAGAAUCAAUUAGACAUCACUCUUUGGCAGAAUAUUACCAAAAGGUAGCCGACCCCUGUUGCAGGGGAAAUUGUGAAUUUGAGCAUAAAAAAACAAAUUUAUUGAGCGGCAGAGAUUGGGGGUAUGUGUGAUUGUUACGAGUUUAGGAAGAGGAACAUAAAUUAAUAUGUCUUUAUUCAAAUCUAAAAUUACACAUAUAUUAAUAAGGUAAACUUAUUUUCAUUUAUUGCUUUAAGAUAAUUAUUCUACAUUUAUUUAAACGCCUAUCUGUCUCGUCCAUCUUUCAGUUCGAACGCAGAACAAACAAACCCACAAACUGUUAUUUUGGUGGGCAAACAAGAGCAUCCAUUUUAUGUUUAAACUCUGCAAUGGCAACCAGAAACCAAUCCACACCACGCACCAUCCAGGAAGUAGGAGACAGAGAUGUUCACUUUGACAGUGAUGAAAAUAGAGGCAAGCUUCGAAGCGCUAUCACUGAGAUCCUAAAGGCGGCAAAGAACUUCAAGCAGGUGUUUCAAACUUCCGCUACACCGCUGAAGGAGCUCAUAGAGCAGAACACAGUUUUGUCUAAGACGUUUGGCGAUGUCCAUAAUGUUUUAAUACAGGCGACCUCCAGUAGCCAGAUGGCAUUGUUAGAUACAUUAAUCGAGAGGUUAGAAAAGUGUAGCCAACAGAUAGACGGCGGACCGCCAAAACCUGAUCCGGUAAGUGACAUUAAAUUUGAUAUGAUUACAAUGGGGGGCCUUGUAGUGAAAUGAAUGGUACAUGAAUUUGAUUUUUAAAUUUAAAAAAAAUUCUAAAAAUAAUAGACAUCAUUCUGUAUGAGUUAAAUCUGAGCAAGAGGAAAUAAUUUACUACUUGUAAUAAUGCAAUAAUCAGUAUACAAAUAAAUAAGACAAUGAUGAAGAAUUAAUGUAUUUUGGCUAAGAAACAGACAGGAGCGAAAUAAGGAAUGGGAUCUAUUUCCAAAUGUUGGGCGAGAGCUAUUCAAAACUAAAUUAUAAGUAUAUAUUUAUAUAUAAUAUACUACCCAGUUCACUUCAAUCACCUUCAUAACUGAAUACGUCACCGUAAGUAGUUGAACAUUGAAUUAACGUAAGAAUAUAACUAUGUUUAAGAAAUGGUGUUUUUUAUUUACAAGUCUUUAAAAUAUAAGAGCUUCCAAAAAUAUAUAUAACAUUAACAUACAUUUAAAGGGAUAGAGAUGGGGAGAGAGACUUAUUUGUUUUGAAAAAAAAAUUUAAAAAGUAGAAUUUAUUUUAAUUAAAUUGUUUAGUCCAGAUGUACAUUAAUUGUUUAUACUUUCUUUAAAGGAGAGAAAUCCUAUCAACCCCCAGAUGAUUGACCUUCUAAUGAUUGGCAGUGCUGGAAACGGCAAAAGCGCAACCGGAAAUUCUAUCCUGGGAAAAUCAGAUUUUGAUAUCGCUUCAGGGAUGUCUGCCACAAGAUCAUCUCCAAGAAAGAGAACUUCAACAUUUAAAAAUCUUAUCAUCUCUGUGGUGGACACGCCUGGAGUGGAUACCAAUGGCAAGAACAAGCUAGAAGUCUUAGAAAUUUCACUUAACUUAAUCAAAGAGUCAUUGGAACUAUGCGACUACAGUUUUACAGCACUGCUCAUUGUCAUCAAAUUCGGAGACAGAUUUACUCAGCACGAGAGUGACACCAUCAAAAUGAUCCGUGGAGUCCUCGGCAAUGACGUUAUUCAGAAAUACGGCGUGUGUGUCGUCACUCACGGUGAUAACUUCGAGUAUGAGAUGGAAGAAGAGAAAGUGAAUGGGACCGCCAUGACAUUUGAGGAGUGGUGUAGAGAACAAGGAGGAGAAAUAGGAGAUAUCUUUAAGGAAUGCAGCUUCAGAUGUGUCUUGUUCAACAACAGAACCAAAGACGAAAUCAAAAGAGCUAGACAACUUGAGAACCUCGUAGGCUGCAUCAGUUGUGCCCAGAAGUACUGUAAAGACGAUUUCAUCAAUGCCGACGAGGGACUUUCGAAACUAACCCAGGAACUCUUUCUGCCUCAAAUCUUAGAGCAAACAAAAACGUUUGUGAACGACAUUCGAGGACAAAGGGUGACUCUGAAGCCUGGAUUUAACUCCGAGGAUAGACAUUCAAAAACAAAAGAGCUGCUUACCGAAGUACAGGAAUAUAAAGACAUCAUCAAGGAAGGCAGUUGGCAGGAUUCGGAGUUAGCACAGCUUCUCGGCUACCUGGAGCCGUUGGAAAUGGAAUUAAGCUCACAAUUAAAAAUAGGUAAUCCUGAAAAAGGGGUAAAUGAAGACAAUAUGGGUAAGGGUUUUAAUAAAAGAGCACCCGCCUCAAAGCUUGGGCAACGGGACGAAUCAAGUGAUGAAAAGACAUACACAGGGAGAUAUAAAGAAAUAGAGCCCGCAAACAAAGUGGCGGAGAAAUGCACAACUGAAUUAGAGACACAAUUUAGAAGUGACUUACAAAAACUGAAGAAAAAAUGGAAGACAUCAUGCAGAUCCCCCGAUGACAUUCAAAACACGAAAAAGGAUUUAGGGACGAUAAAAAUAAAAUACGCUGCAUUAUUAAAGUCUAGUUAUGGAGAAAAAUGUUCUAAAAAAUACUCAAAAUUUGAAAAUAAGCUUAAUUCCCCUCGUGACAGGGAUAAACCUUCAAAGAAGUGGAACAAAAUUCGUCCAAUUCUAAACAUUAUGGCCAAAUUGCGUAGGGCACAUAAAGGACCUGGGCAUCAAAUAACGAGCCAAUCAUCGUUACAUAAGGAGACGCAUUUCUAAAAUCUUAGCAUGGUUUAUGUAUCUUAAAGAAAUCUAAGAAGAUAAAUAAUAGAAAACGCUUUUACAAAAAUCCAUUUUAUUAUAUUUUCAUGUUAUUCGAAAAAACAACAACAAUUCACAGAGAGUCUAUCUUCAUUGUUUUCUUGUGGUUUUUUGGUUUUGGUUGUAAAUUAAAACAAAACAAUUGCAAUUGGUUCAUCCUCUUUCAAUAGCACGUUCACGUAAUCACUUUACGAGUGUUCUUCAGUAAAAAAAAUGCACAUUCUUUUCACUUAGAUUGAUUCCUGUACUAAGAAGUUGUGAUUCUCUUGUUGCACUCCUAACUUCUAUGAGCGUUACUUGUCACUCAUUCAUUUCAUUCACGCUGAGGAAUAUGACACCCACUUCGUGCUAAAAGCAUUAUUUUGCCUUAAAAAUGAUGAAGCUAAAAUAUAUACGCUACCCUCUAUUUUUUAUACAUGUAAAUUUAACAGUUGCUUUUGCUCUUUUUUUUGUUGGUAGUUUGGUGAUAAUUAUGGACAUGUUUAAAAAGAGAAGAGUAAAUUAUUAAUUUGUAGUUUUUUGCUUAAUUUAACCCGAAACAUUUAUUUUUCUAUUAUUUUUGCAAACAAUUUACAAUGAUGGGCCAUAACAGUCUUUGGCGUGCAUACCCUAUAAAAUAUUUGUUGGUGACAUCUUCGAACAUUGAAUGCGAUAUCAUCUUUAUUUAAAGUAGAAUACUGAUCACCAAAGACUACUUUAACACAACGCUUUGCCAGCUUAUCAUGAUCUUCUAGUGACUUAAAUUCGCAUGGUCCAACCAUCUAAUUGCUCAUUGACUUCAUAAAAUGAGUCGUGGAACGUGAUCAAAUGGGUUAAGAACUAUUGUAAUCACAAAGGUCUAUUUUAAAAAAUCAUUAAAACUUAAAAAAUGAUUUUUUUUAACGAUCGAAUUCAUUGCUAGCCCACUAGCAUACACG
This is a messenger RNA of Lymnaea stagnalis (great pond snail), 4810 nucleotides long. The record is from the annotation of a GenBank genome assembly. NCBI's taxonomy places the organism in Eukaryota, Metazoa, Mollusca, Gastropoda, Lymnaeidae.